AUGAAAAAUAGAUCUAAAACUUCGUUGACGAACGGCAGUGGCAGUAGCAGCAGUAGCAGCAGUAGUGGCAGUGGAAGUGAGAACUACGCCAACGGAGGCAACUAUGUCCCCUCGGGGACACCGUCAGGAACGGCAGGGGCGUGUAGUGGCUCGGGUGGAGUGCUGAACGGUGGUACCAGACAUCAGCAGGCUUCAUCGAGCAGCCUGGGUGUCGGAAAUUCUCCUGUUGGAUCAGCUUCCGCCAUCGAUGCUGCGGGGUCGGGUGGCCCGGAAGCCAACACUGUGGAACCGCAGCAGCAAGCAGCGAACAAUCAUAACCACCAUAGCCAUCAAAUGAAUCGCAGCCCUAUAUUUCAGCAGCAGAAGCAAGGUGGUAACAGACCGCAUAUAUCACUGGACAAAUGUGAUGAUUUUCAAUUCAAUGUACCGCCGGAAGCUCCAGUUUUCGAACCAUCGGAAGAGGAUUUCAGAAAUCCUCUCGUGUACAUCAACAAAAUACGGCCAUUGGCGGAAAAGUAUGGAAUCUGCAAAAUUCGACCCCCGAAAUCCUUUCAGCCACCCUUCACGGUCGAUGUAGAAAAGCUGACUUUUACGCCACGCAUCCAGCGAUUGAAUGAAUUGGAAGCGGAAACACGUAUUAAGCUGAACUUUCUCGAUCAGAUUGCAAAGUUUUGUGAGUUGCAGGGAACUUCCUUGAAGAUUCCGAUGGUCGAAAGAAAACCGCUCGAUCUCUACACUUUGCACAAGAUUGUGAAUCAGGAGGGUGGUCUGGAGGUGGUAACGAAGGAGCGCAAGUGGUCGAAAGUAGCAUGCCGGAUGGGCUACCAGCAGGGCAAGAGUGUUGGGUCGAACCUCCGGGCGCACUACGAUCGUCUGCUCUAUCCGUUCGACGUGUACCGCUCGGGCAAGGUGGUGGAUCUGGCCAACAUCGAGCCGGAACCCUCCGAAGAUUGCGAGUAUGAACCGCACUGCAUAGAGUCUAGGCAGCAGGUGCAGCCUCCGAUGACGGCGGCUCGUCGAUCGCAACGUUUUGCCCAGCAGCAGAGUAGCAGCAAAGCUUCGUCUUCUGCCGGCAGCAGCGCAAGCGGUGGGAGCGUUCGAGGAUCGUCGGACGAAAUGUCUCCAGGGAAAAAAGAUCUUCGCCAUAGGAGCAUUUGGGAGUUUGCGAGUAAGCUGGCCGUUGCUGCCCUACGAGUCGACCAAUCCGCUACGAACGGGGGCACUGUCAAGCAGGAAAAGAAGGAAGGUGGGUCACAGAACUAUGAUCCGAUGGCGAAAUAUAUCUGCCACAUGUGCAAUCGAGGAGACGUCGAGGAGUCUAUGCUUCUGUGUGACGGGUGCGACGCAUCGUACCACACGUUUUGUCUGAUGCCGCCCUUGCAGGACAUUCCGAAGGGUGACUGGCGCUGUCCCAAAUGCAUCGUGGAGGAGAACUCGAAGCCAGUGGAAGCGUUUGGUUUUGAGCAAGCGCAACGGGAAUACACACUGCAGCAAUUCGGCGAAAUGGCAGAUCAAUUCAAAUCGAACUACUUUAACAUGCCUGUUCAUCUCGUACCGACGGAGUUGGUGGAGAAGGAGUUUUGGCGCAUAGUGUCAUCUAUCGAUGAAGAUGUUACUGUCGAGUACGGUGCUGAUUUACACACAAUGGACCACGGUAGCGGCUUCCCAACGAAAUCAUCGCCCUACCUUUCGCCCAGUGACCAAGAGUACGCCGAAUCGAGCUGGAAUCUGAACAACCUUCCCGUGUUGGAUGAGUCAAUUCUCGGGCACAUCAACGCGGACAUCAGUGGAAUGAAGGUACCGUGGAUGUACGUCGGCAUGUGCUUUGCUACUUUUUGCUGGCACAACGAGGAUCACUGGAGCUAUUCGAUCAACUAUCUGCACUGGGGCGAACCAAAGACAUGGUACGGUGUGCCGGGCAGUCGAGCGGAGGAAUUCGAGCUAGCGAUGAAGUCGGCCGCACCGGAGCUAUUCCAUUCCCAGCCAGAUCUGUUGCAUCAGCUGGUGACAAUUAUGAAUCCGAACAUUCUGAUGAAUGCCAACGUGCCCGUAUUCCGGACGGAUCAGCACGCGGGCGAGUUUGUCGUGACAUUCCCGAGGGCGUACCACGCUGGUUUCAAUCAGGGGUACAACUUUGCUGAGGCGGUCAAUUUUGCACCGGCGGACUGGAUGAAGAUGGGUAGGGAAUGUGUCAAUCACUACUCGAAGCUCCGGCGCUACUGUGUGUUCUCGCACGAUGAGCUCGUCUGCAAAAUGGCUCUUGAGCCAGACCGGCUGAACUUAGGCAUCGCGACUGCCUGUUACAUUGAUAUGGCAGAAAUGGUCGAUACGGAGAAGAAGCUUCGAAAGAACCUUCUUGAAUGGGGUGUAUCGAAUGCCGAACGAGAAGCGUUCGAACUGCUGACAGACGACGCUAGACAAUGUGAGAUAUGCAAAACGACCUGCUUCUUAUCGGCCGUCAACUGCAAGUGUACCAAAAACCUGGCCUGUUUGCGCCAUUUUGCCGAGCUGUGCGAAUGUCCUCCGGAAAAUCACACGCUAAAGUACCGAUACACGUUGGACGAACUGCCUUUGAUGGUGCAAAAGCUAAAGGUGAAGGCGGAGUCGUUCGAAAAGUGGCUGUUUCGAGUGCGUGAUGUGCUUGACCCGUCAGUAUCGAGUAGUAUCACGCUCGAGGAACUUCAAAGCAUUGCGCACGAAGCCGAGAGCCAAAAGUUUCCAAACAGCGUGAUCCUAGAGCGAUUGAAUCUGUCCAUACUGGAGGCCCAAAAGUGCAUCACGGUGAUUCAACAGCUCGACAUAAAUAAAAUUCGUACUCGGACUCGCAAUUCACUGGAGUGUGCGAAGUACAAACUAUCGAUGGACGAAUUGGAAUUGUUUAUAAAUGAAAUUAACAAUCUGCGAUGCGUAAUACGCGAAGGUGACAGCGUACGGGAGUUGCAAAGAAUCGGACAGGAUUGGUUGCGGCAGGCGGAUAAAACAUUGAAAUUGCGCUUCAAGGACACAAAUGUUCAACAGCUAAACCAACUGAUCGAAGAGGGCAAUGCGUUGUGUAUCGAGCUGCCGCAAAUCGUGGAGUUGAAGGAUCGACUAACACAAUACAAAUGGUAUCGAGAGGCGCAAACUUUGCGUGAAAAUACAGUCGAUCGAUUGUCGUUAGAAGACAUCAAGAAGCUGAUCCAUGAAGGCAUGCGAAUACUACCGCACACAGUAUUAGAGAGAGAGCUGUCCCAGCUGCAUGGCAUCAUGCUUCAGAUUGUCGAUUGGGAACAGUCGGCCAAUCAGUGCUUCAAAACUGAAACCCAACACAAGAUCAGCGAAAUAGACAGUCUGUUGGAGAGAGCGCAAAAUAUUGAAUCAUAUUUGCCUCUGGCUGGGCAGCUGAAGGACUCGCUGCACAAGUCGAAGGAAUGGCUGCACGCGAUCGAGUCGCUCGAGAGCAGCAAAAAUUACAACUUUUUUCACACGCUUCAAAAUUUGGCAAACAGAGCCAAACUGCUGCCGGUCGAGAUGGAGAGCAAGCUGUUGUGUGAAACGAUAUUCGGUACCACGACGGUCGGCGGAGGCUGCUACAACCGAAACGGAGGGCAGAUGCUAUUAUUUAAUUCGAUGGGAUUUGUCGGAACAAGUAGCGAUGAGUGGCGCAACAAAACGUCAUCGCCUUCGUCGUCGCUAAAAAGAAAACGAAUCGGAUCAAUCUCAAGCGAUCCGGUGAUUCCGAGUAGUGAUAUUGAGACGAUUAUGAAAAAGAUCAAAGAUGAUUCCAGCAUUGGAGAGCAAGACAAGAUAUUGUUGCGGGCGAAAUUAUUGCAUGAUUGGAGUGAACUAGAUGAAUUUGGUGCCGGUAGUGGCAAACAUUUGCUCGGUCGAUCCGACGACGUACAGCAACAGCAACAGCAGGAUCAGCAGCAGCAACAGCAGCAAAAUCGUCUGAAUAAUAGUGAUAGCGGUGUGGUUUAUCAUUGCGCCAAGUGUUACGAGAUGGUUGCGAAAGCAAAUGUAUUGCGAAAGUAUCGCCACAAGCAACAUCAUCAUCAUUGUCGCCAUCACGAACGACAUAACCGAGCGGUAAUGAAGCAGGAGCCAAAACAGCAGCAAAUGGGCAUUAGUGGUACUAUGUCAUCCCUUGAGCAACUGCUGCAAAUGAAAACUCUUAGUGAAGACGAUUUUCUUGCGGAUAAUGUUCCGUCCGCAGCAGGGUUAAGCAGUUUCGAUGAUUUUUCGCUGAAGUUCGGAGAACACUACGAUGGCGAAGAGGAACCGGAAGAUGAAGAGGCAGCUGAUGAAGUGAAAGCAGAUGACGAGGAUGAGGACGAUGAUGAUUCUAACGUUGGCCAGCUUGGGCGGAAUGGGUGUCAUGGUUGCAAACCACCAGAUGAAAAUGAACGCGAAUCAGGUGCCCUAAAACCGCUAUUGGCUGCCGGCAAAAUUAAGACGGAGCAAUUAGAUGAUGGUGGGCGAAUAAAGGAAGAAGAAAAAGAGGAGGCAAAAUUGCGAAAUAAUGUGAGGGGAUCAACAGGAGGAGAAGGAUCCGUGGUGGGUACUAAAACGACCGUUGACCACGAGAGUACUAGUCAAUCGUUUGAAGUGCUGUCUUCAAACGUGAAUCGAAAUGUUAAUCAUUCAAACGGCAGCAGCACUAGCACCGCCAAAUACCAUUCACCGGAAAGGCAGAGACAGGAACAGGCUAAUAACCAUCAGGGUGCUAAUUUAUGAUGAUUCAAAAAUCGGCACGUUGAUGGUUGCGAAGACCAUUGAGGCGGCGUCCAGCGAGGAUGAUUUUAAUUGCACACACGCGUGGCUGGCAGUACUGAAAUUGGAUAUAACUAUAAGUAUAUUCUCGUGGAGAGAAAGUGCGUAACCGGUCGGUCGGUUGGGUGCGGAUGGUCUCCAACAAAUAGAAAAAAUGGCCCACCUGAUGAUCCUUUUCCUCCCUGGUUUCGGAUUAAUCGAACAAACGACGGAGGAAUGAGGAAGGUUAAAUUAUUAGACACCAGCUAUUUUUUUGGUUAGCUGAUAAGAUUUUGAUUCUUCUACGUGUGUAUAUUGAACUGGAAGGAAGCUGAGAAAUAAGUAACACAGGACCUUAGACAUGCUGUACGUCUCCAAUGUAGCGCUGGGUAGAAGUAGUUAGUAGAUGUACUAGAAAAGCGGUAGAUGUUAAAAAAAAGAAAACCUAACGCCUCCUCAAGUUACUUUGAUACUCGGUUUUGCUCUUACAUUGCACGGGAGCAAUGAGCAUAAUAGCUAUCGAGAGAGAAACAGGCGAAAGUGCUUGAGUUUGGUAAUGUAAUAUAUAACAAAAAAGUUCGCAUAUUUACCUGGCGAUCUUUGAUGCUGCUGCACCAAUGCUGCCGUUGCUGCUGCUAUUGUUGUCGUCGGUUAAAGCCUGGCCAAGUUUCUUGCUGCACUCAGAUGCGUUAUACGUGAUGCGGUGUUUUCAACAGAUACAUCUUGAACAACCUACUUGCGACGCAUUUGUUCCUGUAGAAUUUCCUUUUCCGUAUUAGUGAGUGAGUGUGUUGCGUUUUUUUGGGGACAAAUUACAAUGCAUGGCCACACGACAUGUUAUUUUUGAACGCGCUAAUGCACAUAUAAUUCACACUAUAUGGAUAUCAUAUUUCUACCGAGAGCUAACGUUAAUCCUGUUUUUUCUCCCUCAUCUAGAACGAUUAUUUUGGAUUUAAGAUUUCAACCUAGUUUCUGAGCAAAAUCGUAGACACGAAAGAUCUCUACAUAGGAUUUCUUAAAAUAGGAAAUUCGAAUGAAAUAUUUAAGAGCGACGAAAUCCGAUGUUUGUAUGCAGAAAACAUAGUGCACUUCCCCAAAACACACUCACGCACUUUUUUGCACAUUUGGACCAGACCGUAAAGUUAGGAAUGUUGAGUGGGAGCUGUUGAGCCACGCCGCUAACAACUCACAAUACGACGAGUACAUUUUACAGCUCUGUUUCGUUCUAGUAAUAAAACAAAAACAAUCUAGCUACUUGGUGGAGUAUCGUGUUUUUCUUUUCCUAAAUAAUUACAACCGAAUGUAAUAUAACAUGUACUGUUAACUGGAUGCAGAUACAGAACAUUUAAUUGCAUACUAGAAU
Messenger RNA from Anopheles nili, 6094 nucleotides. RefSeq names its product lysine-specific demethylase lid (gene Kdm5). The record is from RefSeq and is a predicted model, not a curated record. NCBI's taxonomy places the organism in Eukaryota, Metazoa, Arthropoda, Insecta, Diptera, Culicidae. Gene Ontology annotation, molecular function: histone demethylase activity; DNA binding. Gene Ontology annotation, biological process: chromatin remodeling. The coding region runs from base 1 to 4716 and encodes 1571 amino acids. The transcript has 4 exons. Gene Ontology annotation, cellular component: nucleus.